This is a messenger RNA of Ustilago hordei, 867 nucleotides long. RefSeq lists its product as uncharacterized. The coding region runs from base 1 to 867 and encodes 288 amino acids. The transcript is spliced from 3 exons. The record is from RefSeq and is a predicted model, not a curated record. Gene Ontology annotation, molecular function: nucleic acid binding. NCBI's taxonomy places the organism in Eukaryota, Fungi, Basidiomycota, Ustilaginomycetes, Ustilaginales, Ustilaginaceae.
AUGGAGUCUAUAGCCAUGAAAGGAAUCAAAGAUCUGGCCAGAAUCUUCCAGCCUCUGGAUCCCGAGCUUCAGGAGAUUCAUCUAAGGAAGCCAUUCGAGAUCAGAGAUGACUUAUGGUAUAGUGGCGGAUGGUUGGUUAUCCCCAAGAUGGAUGGGCAAAUGGAAAGGGUCAAUCAAGUAGUAGAGCAGUACCUUCGUAUGUACUGCAACUAUGAACAGAAUGACUGGGCCGGCUUGCUCGACACUGCAGCAUUUGUGUACAACAAUACUGUACACAAUAGCAUCAGUGUCUUGCUGUUCUUUGCAUGUUAUGGAUGGAACCUGAAAGCCCAUCCUGACAUUCCUCAACAACUAGGAGUGAACAACCCUGAAUGUUCUGAAUACUUGCUUGAUGGUAAAGAGCACUGCAAGUAUCUUCAAGAACAGAUCAGGGAGGCACAGUGUCAUACUGUCAAUCAUUAUAACCGAAGACACAAGGACAUAGAAUUUAAGGUUGGCAACAUGGUCUACAUCAAUCACAAGAAUUGGAAGACCAGGCGACCCACACCAAAGCUGGACACCAGAUUCACAGGACCUUAUCUGGUACAAGAAAGGGUGGGCCAACGAGCCUAUAGAAUCACAUUGCCAGCAACCCUCAGAGUUCAUGAUGUGUUCCAUGUGUCCUUGCUUGAACCAGCAAGGAAUAACGAGGAUCUUGACUUCGAAGUUGAAGCCAUUGUCAGCAAGCGUUCACACAAUGAGGUGACAGAAUACAAGGUGCUUUGGAGGGGGUAUCCAGAGGAGGCUGCCUCUUGGGAACCAUUGUUGAAUCUCAACUGUCCUGACCUCAUCCGGGAGUAUGAGGUUUCGGUGGGGGGACGAGGCUAA